GCCUGCUGAACCUCCCGAAGCCUCAGUCCCGUCGCGUCGCAGCGCGUCGCAGCACACCACCAUGCCCAAGGCCGAGCACAUCACGACGGCCAUCAGCGCCGCGGCCGUCGCCGUGUCCCUGGCGGUGCUCCUCAAGCAGCGGCGGCGCGACCGGCGCGGUAGCGACGCCGAGCCCCUCGAGGAGCCGGGCUCGCCGCGGCUGAGCAAGGCCGAGGCCCACGACGCGCGCCUCGACGAGCUCAACACGCUCGUGCUCGAGCGCGGCUCCGCGAACACGACGGACUACCGCGUCCACGUCCUGGACGCGCCGCGCGCCGCGGGCCGGUCCGGGUCGACGAAGGAGCUGAGCCUCUGGCACGACGUGCCCCUCGUCGCCGCGGACGGCGCGCCGGAGUCGAGCACGCCGACCUUCAACUUCGUCUGCGAGAUCCCCAAGUGCACGCGCAAGAAGUUCGAGGUCGCGACGAACGAGCACGUCACGCCGAUCAAGCAGGACACGAAGAAGGGCGUGCUCCGCGAGUUCAAGAAGGGCGACAUCUUCUUCAACUACGGCUGCUUCCCGCGGACCUGGGAGGACCCGCGCCACACGUCGCCGGACACGGGCUACCCGGGCGACAACGACCCGCUCGACGUCUGCGAGAUCGGCCUCCGCCAGGUCCGCACGGGCGAGAUCCGCGCCGUCAAGGUGCUGGGCGUGCUGGCCAUGAUCGACGACGACGAGACGGACUGGAAGGUCGUCGCCAUCGACGCCGAGGACCGCUGGGCGUCGGAGCUCAACGACGUCGACGACGUCGAGCGGCUCCUGCCGGGCACCGUCGGCCUCAUCCGCGAGUGGUUCCGGACCUACAAGAUCCCCGACGGCAAGCCGCCGAACAAGUUCGCCUUCGAGGAGCGGUGCCUGCCCGCGGCCUACGCGCUCAAGGUCAUCCACGAGACGCACGAGUCCUACCUCGAGCUCAUCAAGGAGGGCAAGGGCCACGAGGACCUCCACGUCCCGGGCACGGGCCACGAGCACCUCCGCCACCUCCGCCGCGACUCGUCCAUCACGAAGACGCUCUCCCAGGCGCCCGUCGCCUACGACGCGGCGCUGCCCGCGCGCGUGAGCGCGUGAGGCGCCCAGCCCCCCUCCCCUUUUCUAUCGCCCUCGUGUUUUAACAAAAUUCCGUC
Molecule: messenger RNA, 1167 nt
Organism: Aureococcus anophagefferens
Lineage: Eukaryota; Pelagophyceae; Pelagomonadales; Pelagomonadaceae
Gene: PPA4
Exons: 1
Coding region: 62-1111 (349 amino acids)
Biological process (GO): phosphate-containing compound metabolic process
Cellular component (GO): cytoplasm
Molecular function (GO): magnesium ion binding; inorganic diphosphate phosphatase activity
Source: RefSeq, a predicted model, not a curated record